Molecule: messenger RNA, 2172 nt
Organism: Hemibagrus wyckioides
Lineage: Eukaryota; Metazoa; Chordata; Actinopteri; Siluriformes; Bagridae
Gene: cd8b
Product: cd8 beta
Exons: 6
Coding region: 103-735 (210 amino acids)
Biological process (GO): regulation of immune response
Cellular component (GO): cell surface
Molecular function (GO): coreceptor activity; MHC class I protein binding
Source: RefSeq, a predicted model, not a curated record
CACUCCAGUUCCUCCCUGCUGUAUGACAUAAGAAGAAGGACGGGCAGCAAAAACACAAAAGCAAGCACACACACACACACACCCAAUCCUGCAUGCCUGAAGAUGACCCUCAAUCACAUCUGGAGCUUUCUCUGCUUUCUGACAGCAGUGUCUGCAGCAAAAGUGUCCUACCCGAGCAUCAACGGCUCCGAGUCCCUGACCUGCGACUGUCCUGACCACCGGUGUCAAAAGGUGUACUGGUACCGUUUACUUCAGGGGAGCGUCACACCUGAGUUCCUAAUGUCCGCCAACAGUGUGAACAUUCCGCACUAUGCAAAAAACAUUGACGAAAAACGCUUCAAGUCGAGCGUAACCGACUCAGGAAAGGUGCAAUUCACGCUGCGCAUCACUGGCUUACGGGAACAAGACGCAGGAUUCUACUCUUGUGUGCUCAGCAGUCAGAAUUCAGCACAAGAUCCCAAAGAUCUGAUGCCUGUCGGAUACUCCAUCUUGCCAGGAGUAAAAAUAACAACUCAGGCACCUACAACAGUGAAACAUCCCAAGCGUGUGAAUGGUCUGUUUAACAAGUGCAAGUCCAGCAGUCGGUCUGUGAAAGGUUGCAAGUCUCUGGUUCUUUGGUCAUGUAUCGGUGCAGUCCUGCUCCUGGUGGUGGUCCUGAUCUCAACACUCUAUUACUUUAGCAGGCUACCCAAGAAGUGCAGACAUCACUUUGUUAAAAAGCAGCAGAUGAGCUAAGACGAGACCAGACGAGACCAGACAGGACGAGACGUGACGAGACGAGCGGCUCCUCUUGUCUCUGCGCUGUGUGUCCGGGUUCACUCUAUUGUGGCAACCCUGUUUAUUUCCUGUAAAUGAGUCCUCUGUACAAAGAAACCUACUUUUUUUAAGCAUUUCUGCAGAUUUCUGCUUGAAUCAGAGAUUUCUGAUCAGGGUCGUAGUUCUGUUUCCCUCUAUGUUAUGUUCUGCUUUGUUUAUAGUUAUUUAUUCCUUAAGCACGGUGCUUUUAAUAUUACAGAUUACAGGACAAUCAUCAAGUAGUGCAGCAAGUAGGUGACUUUUAUUAAACCAGUAUAGAAAGAUUCACAGUUUGGACGUAGCACAGGAAACCAGUUGAACCCUUAAAUGUGCUUUAAGCGAAGACUGUAAUGUUGAUUUUUUAUAUAGAUAUAAUUGAUUUCAAAUAAGUACGUUCAUGUGGCGCAACCUUCGAGUUAAUACUGCAGGGAUGGAUAGUAUUUCUUAUAUAUGUUGUUUUCUAAAUUCUAAUAUAAAACAUGGUAUUUGAAAAGGCUUGUGUGCUCUGUGGUUUGUUUGUUUGUUUGUUUUUUCCUUUGCAUAUUAAGUGUUAGCUAUAGUUCAUAGGAUUUUGGUGGAUUUUAUUUUAGGCUCUUGCCCCAGAGCUGCUCGAAUUCUAGAAAGAGAAAGGCAUUCGGCUGGAAAUUCUGCGUGGCUCCAAAAGCCUCACCUAACGAUAAAAAUUCAAUUAAAUAAGGAAUCAAAUCAGCAUGGGAGAGUGUGUUGCCUUUGUCAUGCCGAAGUUGAUUCUUUUCCUAAAUAUCCACAAUAUCCAAAACCUCUCAUACAACAGCAGGGUUAUUUUUGUCCAUUUACAGUUACGUGUAAAAGUUUUUGUGAAUUCCAUGUAACAAGUCGUUUCUUUUACCUGCUGCGUGCUCAGGAAGUUAACAAGAAAUGCAGCGUCUCAUGUUACAGAGAAAAUGCUACUGACGACUUUCCUGUGAUGGAAAAACGUACAUGCAGAGAUAUAGUAGAGAUAUCCACUAUAUUACUCUGUUACUAUAGAAACGAUAACAUAAUGGAACAAAGGUUCAAUGAACACGAAACAAUACUUUCUGACCAAUCAGAAUUGAGAUUUGAGAUUGAGAUUAUUACGUCUCAAUGAAUGCAUUAACUCUAGUACAUCGUUAUGAAUUUUGCAGAUUUAUAACCAUUCAUUUAAAUUCAUGUUGGUUUAUGACACAGAUCAUUUAGUUAAGAAACAAAUACAUUUUUAUAAAUCAGUGAAUGCAAUUUAAUCGUGUCAGUAAAUGAACCUUAAUGCUAGUUCAUUAUUCGCCAUGCUUUUUGUGCUAGCGAGUGUGCGAGUUUGGAGCGAUGCUUUAGCUAUAUCAGUGCCCAAGUGGUGAGGAAUAUUACAGCAGGUGAGCUAUA